CUUGACUUAACCGACGGGGUGUGCUGUUCUGAGAGGAAUUGGUAUGAGAAAACAAUAUUUAAUAUGUAUAAAUAUGGAAAAAUAUCGUCUAUAAUAUCAUUAAAGUCGCUUGGAAGAGAAUGCGACGAAAGUUGCGCUUCGUUGGAUCAUACUUGUGACGAUGAGAGCGACGUCAAUCAUCUUUAUAUAAACAGAAUAGAAGAUAUGAAAAGGAUUCUUUUUCCUGCAACUGACGACAUUUUGAAAAUGUCACCCAGAGCCAGACUAUGUAUUGCUCACGUGGAAAGGGAACUUUUUGAAUUAAAAAUGAAGAGAAAUGAAAUUUUAAGAAAGGAAAGUGAACUUAUAUAUACUCUCCAAGAUACACUUUUGGAUGAGGAAUGUGAAAAAUUAAGAAGAGAAUUUUCAUAUCUAUCUCAAAUAUCAGAUGAGGAAAAAACAGCAGAACAACAAUGUGAAGAAUAUGAAAUUCUGCAGAAAAUUGUAAAUAUAGUGGAUGAAAGAAAUAAUUUGCUAUUCGAUUUAGAUAUUGAGAGAUUAAGAGAAAUGGAAGAAGAUAAAGAAAUACAAAAUAAAUAUAUGUCUUAUAAGCUAGAAUGGAUGAAAUUAAUCGGUUCCUUGGAAGAUAUUAGGAGUAAAGGAAAUAUCAGACAAGCGAUUACAAGAUGGCUGGAACAGAUGGGCACAAAAUUUCAUUUAACAAAUAAAAAUUUUGUAAAUUAAAAAUUUAAUUGUAAUUUUGUUAAAAUUAUAAGCAACUUGAUAUAUUUGUAAAGUACUUAUAUUGAAAAUUUUUAUAUUUAAUAUAAAACUGGAUCUUCUAGUCCAGAAUAUUAUGUAGAAAAUGAAGUAUCGAUUAUCCUAAUUGGAUGAAUUGGGAUGUUGAAAAUUAAUGUCAUUCAAAGACAAUAUAUAAUUAUUUAGAAACAAUUGCUGAAAUACAAUACAAAAAUGGGUUUCGGGCAGAAGUUUUGUACCCGGAUCACGCUUUUGCGUAUACCAGUGAUUCCUGAAAUAGGUGGUAUGGCCCUCGAGGGCGGUAGAAGACUCGAGGAGCACCAGAAAGCUAGGGGAGAAAACUCAUUUUGAAACAAAUAUAUAAGAAAUAUAUGCACUAAAUGGGAGCAAUGGUCAAAAAAGUUUGGGAAGUACUGGUGUAGACUCAUAAGCCCAUGAUUUUCAUGUUCUCUGCAAAGACCACUUUGUUUAUCUAUUCGCGGAUGUUAUCGUCUACAACUUUAGUUUCUUUGAUAAAGAAAUUAAAUUUGGCAAAUUAUUUUUAAGAUAACAAACCGGAGAUUGAAGAGAGACAAAAAUGCUGUAUUAGAAAUCUCCGGGUAAAAGUAAACCGUCAAAGACACGAAAAUAUUUCUUAUAUUUUCUUAAUAUUUGAAGUUUUUAUAUGCUGUAAGUAGGAUUUAAUUAUUCGAAUAUUUUUAAAAUCUAUUUAUUUUGCAUUUUCUCGACUACCGUAAUGAAAUAUUAAUUAAUUGUAAAUCAUCGUUGUAUGAGGGGUGUUGAAAAAGUUCCCGGAAAGCGGUUAUUUUUAAUUUUCUGGGAUUCUGAUGGGUUAGCUCGUGGAUUUUCUUGAAGACCAAAGAAUAAUAAUUGCAAGCCAUUACGAAACUGUUAAGAAAACUGCAUGCAGCUC
Messenger RNA from Centruroides sculpturatus (bark scorpion), 1651 nucleotides. RefSeq lists its product as uncharacterized. Lineage: Eukaryota; Metazoa; Arthropoda; Arachnida; Scorpiones; Buthidae. The transcript has 6 exons. The record is from RefSeq and is a predicted model, not a curated record. The coding region runs from base 64 to 723 and encodes 219 amino acids.